UGCUAAGGGUCACUCACAACCUCUCCACCAUUCCCAGCAGAUUGAACAAUGGACACUCUAGGAAAGAAGGCUUUGAUGUUUAUGGAUAAUCCUGCUGAUGUCUAUGGCAUUUGUGAUGGAGGGAUGAUGGUGUCCUCGACCAUGGAUUUUUUGCAAUUUAACAGGAGUUUGGUUGAAGUUUCUUGUGGACCAAAUGACUCUUCAAUCUGUACAGAGGGGUAUUCUUCUGUCGUAGAUCAUGUAUUUUAUCAGGAACAACAGGAAGUUUGGAAUGUGAAUGGUUAUACACACUUGUGUCCAACAGAAGAGUUUCACUCCACACAGCAAAAUGGACAAACACAAGGAGAAAGGUUUAUGUUCAACAGUUCAGACAUGGAUAGAUCCAGUCUGAACACAAACCGGUCACGGUUUACCUGCCAGUGGCUGGAGCGAUCUGCAGGUGCUCCACAGUGCUGUAAGAAAACCUACUGCACAAUGAAGGAGCUCAUCUCUCAUCUGACAGCGGAGCAUGUUAAUCUGUCAGGACAAUCCAGUUACGUUUGUUUGUGGGAAGACUGUUCUCGUCAAAGGAAUCCAUUCAAGGCCAAAUACAAACUGAUCAAUCACCUAAGAGUGCACACGGGAGAAAAGCCCUUUCAGUGCUCGUUCGGAUGUGGAAGAGCAUUUGCACGGGCGGAAAACCUGAAAAUUCAUGAAAGGACUCAUACAGGUGAAAAACCUUUCAGAUGCCCUUUUGAGGCCUGUGAAAGGCGUUUUGCAAACAGCAGUGAUAAACAAAAGCACAUACGGGUCCACGCACCGGAGAAGCAAUAUAUUUGCAUGUACUGCACUAAAUCAUAUUCUCAUGCGAGCUCCCUCAGAAAACAUGCAAAGGUCCACCUGCCAGUCAUGGAACCUACUCAGAACUACAAUUAUGACAGCAGUUAUAAAGAUCCAAGCCUUUUUCAAAUAAUAUUUUAAGGUGUGCCCUAGUGUAAAAUGUAGCAGUUAGCCUAUUUUUCAUGACCAUUCUGGUUAGAAAUAAAAUCA
Molecule: messenger RNA, 1029 nt
Organism: Sinocyclocheilus anshuiensis
Lineage: Eukaryota; Metazoa; Chordata; Actinopteri; Cypriniformes; Cyprinidae
Product: zinc finger protein ZIC 4
Exons: 4
Coding region: 49-960 (303 amino acids)
Biological process (GO): regulation of transcription by RNA polymerase II
Cellular component (GO): nucleus
Molecular function (GO): RNA polymerase II cis-regulatory region sequence-specific DNA binding; DNA-binding transcription factor activity, RNA polymerase II-specific
Source: RefSeq, a predicted model, not a curated record